AUUCAGAAAACCAGACCAGUAGAUGUGUGUAAAUAAUAAGUCACGUGCAACCCCAAUAACACGUGACAGUAAAAGCCUUUCAUAUACAACACAUGACGGGAGAGCCGAUGUUGGAGGUGGUAUUUUGGAAGAGAUGAGAUUGAGAUGCAUCCACCCUCUGCUCUCAUGUCUCAUCAACUCCAACUAUGGCCUCUUAUCAAGCAAAGGCAACUUCUCUUGGUGGAGCAGCAAAGCAAAAGAAAAAUGAGACUCAGCUAGGGCCAGAUUUGAUUGACAAUAAUCUUGUUUUUGUUUCAAUUUAUAUGUCUUUUAUUUAUUGGAUGGAUUUGGUUUUGUGCUGAUUUCAUUUGGUAAUUUGUUUUGUGUUGUAAUUAAGUUGUCAAGCAUGUUGUGUUAUGGGAUUUUUACUCUAUUUGAUUGAUAUAGUGUGACUCUUAUCAAUUUGAAAUGUAAUUUUUGUAAUUCCUUUUGUGUUUGAUAUAUUUUUGUGAUUUCAAAUUCCCUUUGCUUUGCUGACUUGAGCAUUGAAUUGAAGCACACUCUGGCAGCCCUUCAUCGUCGGCCUUGUUUCACUUUUGUAGGUUUUUUCCCUACCUAGAAAACCAUAUUUAUUUUAUUUCAUUUUCUUUAUAACAUUUGCAAUCUUAGACUUUUUUGGUUGCUAAGAAGGAAAUAAUUGUUGUGGUUUGAAGUGAACGGUAAAGAGUGUUCGGUUUAGGAAUCAUCAAAACAGAAGAGGCAGGGCAUGGUGGAAAAUUAUAGCUUUAAAGUAAUUGCUCAGCUCUCAUGAAUUCCUGAUGCGUGGAUUUAUGCUCAUGAAGAGGUUGAAGGUGGAGAAGUUGGUGAUAAUGUUGAUGAUGUUAAUUUUAAUGGUGAAGAGAGAUUCUAAUGGUAAAGUUAGUGGGAAAAGGGGGAUAGUUUUCAAUUUGUGGGGCGAAGACAAGUUUGAAGAUGCCAUCAAAUUUUCUUUCUAUGAACCUACCAAAAAUUGUUAUGGAAAGAAACUUCAGUUGAUAGCAGAGAAGCACAAAUAGUGAAAGGUGUUUUCUAUUGAGAAUAAAAAUCAGAUAUAUAUAUAUAUAUAUAUUUAAUGAUAUGAUUCUGACCACUGAUCAAUGAUUGUGAAUUUGUAGAACCCUUCAAUGCCUUCACCUCUUCCUCUUGAACCAGUUGCUCUCAACUAUGUUUGUGAUGAUGCAAUUCAUGAUAUCUCUUGCUACAGUUACUAGACCCACUAAGAAUGUUCAAAUUAUCUUGGGAAUUGCAAAGCAAAGAUAGGGGGAUUGGUCAUGGAAGUUGAAUUUAAUCAGCAGUAGGAGGUAUAUCAAGGAGAUUGAAUUGACACAUGUAGACUUUUACAAUUUUCACUCAUGUUUUCUUUGGAACAUACGGCACAGGAAGUGAAGCAAAAUAGAGGCUUUAGCAAGAGGUAACUUGCAUUUGAUGUUAUGUUUUGUUGAUUACUCAUCAUAUCCACGUAGUGGUCUGUUUCUGUUGCCUUUGAUGGUCUAUUAGCCUUUCAUUCAUGCCAUGACAGUCUAGAAUUUUUUAUUUUUUGUUUUGCAGAUCGACCACCAUUUGCCUCAGUUGUUCAUAAUGAUAUACUGAUUUAUCUAGAAAAGUUGAUGUACAUUACCUUUUCAUCAUUCUUAGGAUUGGUUUAGUGCUUUUUCUGGAAUGUCACAGCUGCUACUGUAGCAUACAUCAAAGGGGAUGGAUGGAGGCCAGGCGGUAAUGAGACUGCUUCGGUGAAUACCUAUCCAAUCCAAGAAGCAUCAUACUGGGGAAUUGGAUCUGGUCUUGCCAUCAUGGAGAUAGUUUGCAACAUCUUACAAAAACGAAAGAUCAACCACCAUAGUUUUGAAAUUGUCAGAAAAUUAGAAAGAUGCUCAUAUCUGUUUAUGGUGAAUGGAAGGGCAAACUCUUGACAAGGAAUAGAGAUCUUAUCUUGAAAAUUUUAUUGAUUGUUUUCACUGGUGCUUACUUACCGGGACUAAAUGAUACGUGGAAUGAUAUUUUGUAUGCAUAUUUGUUGAACGGUUGUGAAAAUCUUGGUGAUCUGAACUCCUUGGAAAUUAAGAAGGCUUGCAACCAUCCAAAUCUGCCGCCCCUCGUAAUUUGUUAGGCCUAGUUAAUUUGGUUAAUUUGCGUCAAACUUCAAUUUUUUCUUCAAAAGCCUAAAGGUGCAUCAUCUUCGAUCUUGGUUUUUUUAAUUAGUUCUCUUUAAAGUAUAUACAAACACAAUGAAAACAUCAAAGUUUU
Rubroshorea leprosula is the source of this 2262-nucleotide messenger RNA. The record is from the annotation of a GenBank genome assembly. Lineage: Eukaryota; Viridiplantae; Streptophyta; Magnoliopsida; Malvales; Dipterocarpaceae.